Lucilia cuprina (Australian sheep blowfly) is the source of this 1169-nucleotide messenger RNA. RefSeq names its product AN1-type zinc finger protein 2A. Gene Ontology annotation, molecular function: zinc ion binding. The record is from RefSeq and is a predicted model, not a curated record. The coding region runs from base 166 to 972 and encodes 268 amino acids. NCBI's taxonomy places the organism in Eukaryota, Metazoa, Arthropoda, Insecta, Diptera, Calliphoridae. The transcript has 4 exons. Gene Ontology annotation, biological process: protein targeting to ER; proteasome-mediated ubiquitin-dependent protein catabolic process. Gene Ontology annotation, cellular component: cytoplasm; endoplasmic reticulum.
UUAGAAUUUUGUAUAAAUUGCACAUAUUUUGUUUAGUCAUCUUUUGUUUUGGUGCAAUUUUUAACAAAAAGUGGUCAUAUCGUUCCAAUUGUUCGAGAUUAUUAUAGAAUAAAUUUUGAAUUUCAACAUUCCUGUAGUAAUUAGUUUAUCGACAAAAGCAUAAACAUGGAAUUUCCACAUUUAGGACAACAUUGUAAUGAAAAAACAUGCAACAGACUUGAUUUUUUACCAGUGAAAUGUGAUGCUUGCAGUCAAGUAUUUUGUUCCUCGCACUUUAAUUAUGAACAGCACAAUUGUGCCUCCGGUUUGCGUAAGGAUUACCAAGUGCCAUUAUGUCCACUGUGUGGUGAACCCGUACCAACUGCCCCUGGUGUUGAGCCUGAUUUGACGGUGGGACAACACAUCGAUCAACAAUGUAAAUCAGAUUCUCGGAAAAUUUUCACCAACCGUUGUUCCUAUAAAAACUGCAAACGAAAAGAAUUAAUACCAGUUAACUGUUCCCAAUGUAAACGCAACUUUUGUUUGCGUCAUCGUCAUACAGCCGAUCAUGAGUGCCAGUCAUUGUCAUUAACUGCAAAUAAUGUAAAAACUGAAACCGAUCAAAAAAGGAAUAUGGCAGCAAAAGCUGCCGAACAACGACGUACACAAAAACCACCAAAUACUUUAUUUAAUACUGCACCUAAGCCAACUACCGCCGCAGUCAGAGCAGCAGCAGCACAACGUUUGACAGCUGGUUCUAGUCAAAUGCAAACUAUUCAGGGAAACAUAUCAGAGGAUGAAGCAUUAGCUCGUGCCAUUGCCUUGUCCAUUAUGGAAUUAGAUGAAACCAACGAUCGCAAUAGACGUAAUGAAACGGCUGCAGCAGCUGCUGCCGCUGCUACAAAUACACAACGACGCAAUAACACUACCGUUCCAGUGGGAGGUAAUGAUCAGCAGCAAAACUCUAGCAAAGACAAAUGUUCUUUGUCGUAGUUUAAACAGUUACUUAUUUAGCAGCUAUAUGGAAAACUAAAACCUUAUUGAGACCUUGGCCUAAGCAGCGCUUUAGUGUAGACAUCAACAUCAACUAGACAUUAUUUUAAAUUUGUAGAUCUUUAUGAAUUUUAAAAUAGAACUAUAGUUAAUUAGUAAAUGAUUAUAUUGCAGAGAUUGUUAAAACUCUUAAUUUA